CAGCCCCCCCUCCAUCACUCGCAUCAGAUCAGCUGCUGAGGACCUGGAGCCCUCUCCUCCUCCCAUCUCCUACUCUCACUGGGGGCUGCAUGCAGGGUGAAGUCACAGUGAUGUCAUUUAGGAUGUGAGGGAGUUGGGGGGCAAGGUGUGUGCUGGUUUUGCGUUGAGUGGUGUCCCCCCCUCCACGGCCAGCGUUGCCUGUAACACAGAGGCGCGGAGCGGCGAAAGAUGGUCAUCGCCACCGGCACCGACUCAAGCUCCAACGCCUUCUGUCCUCGUCCUCUUCCUCAGAUCUCGGGCUAUGGCCUUGAUCCCAAAAUAAGCCUCUACCGCCACCAUGCCAAAGGACAGAAAAUAAGAAGAGUUGCGUUUUUAAGACAGGUAACUUUGUUGCCCAAAGGUGAACUGGAUUGCGCAAAGGUGCCUCUACAGUAUGCGCAGCGGGGCCGGGACGCACUGGCCGGGGCCGGCUGCUCUGGUACUCUGGACUUCUCUGUGGGGAAUCGCUUCAUCCUAUCCGAUUCCGAGCAGGACUAAUGCCACUUUGUUGGAAAGGAGGUGGGAGACCCUCUUCUCCCGCUCCUAUCUGGGUAUAAACGGAGGUAAAUCGGAGCUGAACUGGGAGAGUGACUAUUUGCAAGGCAUCAAAAGAGUGCGGCGACUGUACUGCAACGUGGGCAUUGGGUUUCACCUGCAGGUGCUCCCGGAUGGCAGGAUAAGCGGUGUCCACAGUGAGAACCCAUACAGUCUAAUAGAGAUCUCCACCGUGGACCGAGGGGUGAUCAGCUUGUUCGGAGUGAGGAGUGAGAUGUUUGUCGCGAUGAACAGCAGGGGAAGGUUAUACGGAACGAGAGUCUUCAGGGACGAGUGCAAGUUCAGAGAGACUUUGCUGCCCAAUAACUACAACUCCUACGAGUCUUUUGUUUACAAGGGCUUCUACAUCGCCCUCAGCAAACAUGGUCGCAUGAAGAGAGGCAACAAGGCGACCACCGCCAUGACUGUCACACACUUCCUCCCGAGACUAUGAGAGAAAAUGACAAUUACUGAGUAAUUUGCACAUGUGGAUGUUCUUCCAGGUAAUAAAAAAAAUGCAAAGUCAUCAUAUACGCACCAAAUGGACUGCAGAAGCAAAAGAAAACGCAAAUAUUUAUUCUGUUUUACACACACACAAAUAUAUAAAAGUGUGUGUAUAUUUUUGGAUAGCUGUCUUUGUAUAUAUGCCAUACUGUGCUGCUCAUUGUUUUUAUAGAGGGGAAAGCUGAAGCCUUGGCCUGUCUCACUUUACCUUGGUGCUUGCUGUAACACGUCACUUACUUUUCUGAGAUGGAGGGUGAGCAAUAUUCUGUGCUUUUAAAGAGUGAAAUGAAUACCUUUUAUUACCUCAAAGAACCACGUUACCAGAGUACGGGAUGCAUGGGCUUCUGCUCCAAUGUCUGCUAAGUUCAUCGUUUUGUUCGAACCUUUGGAUGUUUGACAGUUCCCUGCUCGUUUAAAGAUGUCCUCCAGCGGAGGGGGGACUUAAAUGCACUACCUUUUCUGCACGAUUUUAAGGUGCCUUGGUGUUCCCACUUGUUGCCCCCUUAAACCUCCGUGUAAAGAGACACCCGGAGGAGUCAGAAAUAGGGCUGACACUUCAGAGAGGGCCUCAGAAGAGGAGGAGGGGUUGACUAUUUUUGGUUUAUUUUCUUAACUCUAAUUAGAUCGAUUAAGUUAUAAACAAUCUGUGGCCGAGGCCAGGGUGGAACACUAAUUCAAACAGGAGAAAUUGUUUGGUCAGUCACGGCUUGCUUCUGCACAACCAAGCAGAUAAAGUGAACAUAAGACUAAGUUCAUGCACAUUGUCUCUGAGAUUGCCCCCCCCCCCCCCCCCUCAAGGUGAAGUGGGCUGGUGUUUUCUUAAAUGCAAAGCUUCAGCUGAAGUCUAUUAAAACGAUAUAACCAGUGGAAAACAGUGUAAAUAGCUUCACAUUUAAAAAAAAAACAACUUCCAGAGCUUUUUAGCACAACAAAGGCUAGGGCUACACGACAAACUAGCAGAACACCAACAUAGGUGGUCAUCCAUCUGUCUGUGUUAGGUUAUUUCUUUAGGUCGGUGUGCUUGUUGGGAGAUUUUGGUUUUCUGGGCCGUGUUUUACCCGGACUGCCUUUGUUUUCUGCAGCUGCACUGCAGUAGUUAGGAGUUGGGCGCUAGAGGCAGAUGGCUUUGAAUGCAAUUAGGGACGAGUCAAUUUUAGGAAGGAUGGUGCCGUUAGAUGCAAAGAUUGUUUUGGAACAUCUAUAUUUUGGUUGACUUCAAGCUUAAUUUUAUACAUUAGAAUGUUAAAAUCCCAGUAGAGUUUAUGUAUAAAUAGAAGCCGUUUGUUCACAAAGUCGAAGGUGCAGCAUGCUUUGCAGACUCACAAUUAGUACGUUCAAAUAUCUUCUUACAUAUUCCAAAGAUGUUUUUCUUGUCUCAUUCUUUAAAUUCCCCAGAGUCCUCUAGAGUGCAUCUACCCAUGUAUUUUCAGCAGCUGUUAACUUAAAAAAACUGCUGCUUGUUUCACCAACAGCCUCCAUUCAUUCCUGUAUGAGAGGAAGCAGAACUAUUUAAGCCCAGGAAAGAUGUGUGCAACAGAGCCGACUCGCCGUCUUUGUUGUUCGUCAAACUCCCUGCAGGAAUGUGAAUCUGCCAGGAUGACAGGCAGCUUCCGCACAUACCUGAACUAUAAAAUGCUCCACUAGCCACCUCUGCCUCCCUGCAUCCCCAACCUUCACCCCCACAACUCAUCCUCUGCAGGCAGGAACCUUUUUGGAUUCCAGCUGUAACCUGCAAUCUUCCUCCUCCUAUUUCAGCCGUUUUUAGUUCAAGGUCAGAGUCAUUGAUCAGCCUUUGCCUCAACCUCUGUGGCCACAGGGUGGUCUGCAGUUUGAAAAAGGAAUUUAAAACAUCUUUUUGAUUAAUUUUAGCUGCUUUAGAUGCUUACUUCUAUGAAUUUCAAACACCACCAGCUACAAAUGCAGCACAUGUAAUUUGCUCCUUUUAAGAAGUGCUGGAUUUGGGAUAUUUCUAAGGAGGAGACUUCUGCAGAGUUCACGCGGUGAACGAUGAGCUGAGCCACGCAGAUCUGAACCUCACCUCUGCCGCUGCAGGCCUCCCCUGUGAUACCAGCGUCAGUCCUGACCCCCAACCCUACAUGCUGACGCUAUCACACGCUGCUCGCCUUGUCUCCGUUUAUGCAAGCACAACGGCUACGCAGCGAUGCCAAAUCUUAAAAGCAAACAAAAGCUGCUGUUGAGGCUGCAUGUAAAAGCACUAAUGUACAUUUUUAACUAUGAGUUACAUGAAAAUGCUCUUUAUUUUGAAAGCUGUAUACUGUGUGGAAGUAAACAUCGUGAAUGCACGCUAAUGAGGACUUCAUUUGCUCAUGUCCAGAGGCGUGUCCAGGGAGUGGCCUGGGGUAGCACAUACCACCCUUGGAAUCUGAUUGGCCACCCCAGGUGCCACCACAUUAAUUUACCUUUAGUUAGGCUUUUCAUUGUCCACAAAAGGCUUGGGGGUAAAACAAGAAAAGCAUAACCAUUGGUGCCACCCAUGCACAAAGUUGUGCCUCACCUGGGCCACCCCAUUUUAAAAGAUCUGGACACGCCACUGCUCAUGUCACCUCUCCAAGAUGUCUGGUUUUGCACCUUAUUUAGGACGUCUUGAUUAUAUAUUUGAUUCUCCUUUCCACAGCUUAUCCUAGGUCAGAUUUCAAUAAGUCAAGGUGAGGAAUAACUUCUUUGAUGUUUGAAUGUAUAUCAGCAUGCCUGAGUCCAGAGCUUGACUAGGGUGUGUGUUCUUCAUGUGUUAUUUUUACUUUUUGGACUGAGCCUCCACUCUAUUCCUCUCCUCUGUUCUCAUAUACCUCACCUUCUGCCUUAGUUUUGGUUUGCUAAUCUCUGUAAAAUGAGACGAAACAAAUUUUAGUUACAUGUUUCUGAUAACAGACGAUGCUAAGUAAAGUUUUGUUCCUUUUAUUUUUGUACGUAUGUGCUGUGCACAGCAGUCUACUGUAUAUUCCUGAAAUACCAAAUAAUAAAAGUUUGUUUUUCUUUUUUUAA
Messenger RNA from Nothobranchius furzeri (turquoise killifish), 4080 nucleotides. It is a transcript of the gene fgf6b, whose product is annotated as fibroblast growth factor 6b. Gene Ontology annotation, molecular function: growth factor activity; fibroblast growth factor receptor binding. The record is from RefSeq and is a predicted model, not a curated record. Gene Ontology annotation, biological process: regulation of cell migration; cell differentiation; positive regulation of protein phosphorylation. Gene Ontology annotation, cellular component: cytoplasm. Lineage: Eukaryota; Metazoa; Chordata; Actinopteri; Cyprinodontiformes; Nothobranchiidae.